AUGACCUUGCCUUCAUUUCCUUUUACGUUCAUGGUCAUAACCGCUUUUUUCCGUGGCAUCAAAUCGAUGAGUUCAUCUAAUAACAAUGUGGAUUUUUUAUUUUCUUUGUGUACCUCACCAUCCCUUUCUUUUUUCUUCUUUUUUUCUUUUUUUCGUCCAUUGAUUUUCCUUUUCGUUUACCUUUUAUCUUUUAGCCUUUCUUUUUUCUUCUUUUUUUUUUUCCCUUUCUUUUUUUUAAAUUUCUUUUUCUUCAAUUUAUUUUCCUUUUCGCUUACUUUUUUUUUUUCUUUUGGACAUCUUUUAUUGCUUAUUUCUUUUUCUUUUUUUCUGAUAUUGAUCUUCCUUUCGAUCGACUCUUUUUUUGGUCUUUCUUUUUUUUCUUUACUUAUUUUUUUCUUGUUUUCCUUCUCGUUUACUUUUUCUUUUAACGUUUCUUUCUUUUUUAUUCCUUUUAUUUUUCUUCCAUUGAUUUCACUUUUCUUUUUCCUGAUUUUCCUUUCCAUUUACUUUUUUCUUUUAAGUAUUUUUUUCUUUUUUCUUUCAUUGAUUUUCCUUUUCCUUUACUUUUUUCUUUUAGCCUUUCCUUUUUUCUUUUUUUCAUCCAUUAAUUGUUCUUUUCAUUUACUUUUUUCUUUUAGCCUUUCUUUUUCUAAUUUCUUCUUUUCUUUUUCUUUUUUAUUUUUUUCUUCCACUGAUUUCUCUUUUCAUUUAAUUUUUCUUUAUUCUCUUUUCUUUUUUCAUGGACAGAUUUUCCUUUUCAUUUACAUUUUUCUUUUAGCUUUUCUUUAUUUCUUUUUCUAUUUUCUUCCAUUGAUUUUCCUUUUCAUUUCCUUUUUUCUUUCGGCCUUUCUAUCUUUUGAUCUUUUUUCUUUUCUUCUUCUUUUCCUUCCAUUCAUUUUCUAUUUCGUUUGCUUCUUCCUUUUAGUCUUUCUUUUUUCCAUUUUUUCCUUUUUUGUUUAUUCCUUUCAUUUAUUUUUAUUUUCAUUUAUUUUUUUUAAUUUAGCUUUUGUACUUUUUCUUUAUUUCUUUUUUCUUCCAAUCCAUUGUUUUUCCUUUUUUAUUCUUUUUCCUUUUCUUUCUUCCAUUGAUUUUCAUUUUCAUUUAGUUUUUUCUUUUAACCUUUCUUUUUUCCUUUAUUUCUUUUUCUUUUUUCUUCGUUUGAUUUUCCUUUUCAUUUACUUUUUUCGUUUAGCCUUUAUAUUUUAUUAUUUUUUUUCAUUUGAUUGA
Acanthosepion pharaonis is the source of this 1227-nucleotide messenger RNA. The record is from the annotation of a GenBank genome assembly. NCBI's taxonomy places the organism in Eukaryota, Metazoa, Mollusca, Cephalopoda, Sepiida, Sepiidae.